GACCUGACUCAUGCAGCAGCAGCCGCAGAUCCGUUGAGUGGUCAGGGUGAAAGGUCAGGAGGAGGGGUGACUGCGGGGUCAGGGGUCAUUCAGCCAGCACAACAGCAAGGACAGGGCGGGGGAGGGGGUAAGAAGAAGAAGAAGGGGGGAAAGGGGGGUAAGGUGGUGGUGGAUGGAGCGUGCUUGGGUUUUAAGGCGACGGCAGACCCGAAUCGUAUUAAUAUCGGUGAGAUUGACACUGUGCAGACACAGGGAAAUCAAACAGCUUGGUGGUAA
Messenger RNA from Anisakis simplex (herring worm), 276 nucleotides. The record is from the annotation of a GenBank genome assembly. Lineage: Eukaryota; Metazoa; Nematoda; Chromadorea; Rhabditida; Anisakidae.